This is a messenger RNA of Colletotrichum chrysophilum, 822 nucleotides long. RefSeq lists its product as uncharacterized. NCBI's taxonomy places the organism in Eukaryota, Fungi, Ascomycota, Sordariomycetes, Glomerellales, Glomerellaceae. Bases 1 to 822 code for a protein of 273 amino acids. The record is from RefSeq and is a predicted model, not a curated record. The transcript has a single exon.
AUGGCUUCACCGCUUACGCCUGGAGGCGGGUUCAUCAAUGGAGCGGGGAGCCAGGAGGAGUCACUCUGCAUGAGAUGUACCUUGCUUCCAUCCCUCAAGGAUGAGUGGUACCGGCUCCCAGAGCUUGGCGCGAUAUACACUCCCGACGUUCUGGUUUUCCGAGGUGAAAACUCCGAUGAAGUGCUGGAGAAGAAGGAACGCUGGUUCGUCGACUGCAUUAGUGCUGCGAUGCUGCGGAAUCCAGAGACAGAUCGAGACGAAUCAACGGGAUUCAGCCACUACGUCAAUGACACGGACCGCCAACUCACUCUGGAGAAGAUGAAGAUGGUUUUACGCAUUUGUCAGGCCAAGGGUGUGAACAAGGUGGUUCUCGGGGCUUGGGGUUGCGGCGCCUUUGGCAAUCCAGUCGGGGAGGUUGCUUCGGCUUGGAAGAAGGUGCUCCUCCCUCGAAAUGACAGCAAGGGAAAGAAGAAGGGCAACAAGGAAACUUGGAAUGACAUCGAUAAAGUCAUUUUUGCCAUCAAGGACGCCGGUAUGGCAGAUGCAUUUGAGGCGGCGUUUGGCAAGGGGUUGACGAGGGAGGAAGCCGACGAAUCAGGGGACGAGGAUGAGAGUGAAGUCGACCCUGAAGAGGCGAAUAGGGCCGAGCUUCGGGAGCGGAUACAUGAAUUGGAAGAGCGCAUCGAAAAGACCGCCAACCCACAACUCAAAGAAGGAUUAAGGGGGAUACUUGCGGGGCUGGUAGGCCAAUUGCCUCCACAGGAGAAAGGGAACGCAGCCGACGAGGUCUCCGAAGAGGAGUCCGAAGAGAAAGAAGAUUAA